AUGCUUGCAGAGCAAGGUGUGUUUUCUCUCAAUCAAUGGAAGGAAUUUGGACAGAAAAAUACGGUUCCCCUUCGUACAAAAGGCAGACUCGAUGCAGCUCUUCAGCAGGCGGAGGAUGCAGAGAAAGAAAGGUGGGAAAACGAAAAACCUCCCAGACAACCAUUACCGGAGGCAUUCUACGAGUCCGUGUUUAACGCAACGUGGAGUCACGUCAUGGGGUUUCCCGAGGGCGAAGGGGAAUACAUGGAGGUGAGAGAGGGUCAACGGCCACAAGAGUUAUGGGAGUACACGCAGACUGUGUGUACUUUUCUCCCAGUGGGUGGUGAUGAGCAAUUCCGUCCACCACGCCCACGACUCAUGAUCCUUUCCUCUGAGAAGCUAUGA
Messenger RNA from Trypanosoma rangeli, 384 nucleotides. RefSeq lists its product as uncharacterized. NCBI's taxonomy places the organism in Eukaryota, Euglenozoa, Kinetoplastea, Trypanosomatida, Trypanosomatidae. The record is from RefSeq and is a predicted model, not a curated record. The transcript has a single exon. Bases 1 to 384 code for a protein of 127 amino acids.